Messenger RNA from Penicillium canescens, 1860 nucleotides. RefSeq lists its product as uncharacterized. Bases 1 to 1860 code for a protein of 619 amino acids. Gene Ontology annotation, molecular function: medium-chain fatty acid-CoA ligase activity. NCBI's taxonomy places the organism in Eukaryota, Fungi, Ascomycota, Eurotiomycetes, Eurotiales, Aspergillaceae. The transcript has 7 exons. The record is from RefSeq and is a predicted model, not a curated record. Gene Ontology annotation, biological process: fatty acid metabolic process.
AUGGGAUACACCAGGGCUCUCGUGCGCUUAGGCUCCAGGGCUCGCGUCAACUGCCGGACAGCUUGCUUCGGGGGAAAGAGAACCCUUUACCCUGUGUCUUUAGUCAAGAGGGGACUACUGACCGAGAGCUAUGCUCGAGGCCCAUCCGGUCCUCCCUUGAUCGAGUCUACAGUCGGAGAACACUUCGCCAGGGUUGUGGCAGAAUGCGGGGAUAAAACAGCUGUCAUUUCAAAGCAUCAGAAUGACCGCGCUACCUAUGCUUCUCUGGACACCAGGAGCAAUGCGCUUGCUCGAGGGCUAGAGUCAGUGGGCGUGCGCAAGGGAGAGCGGGUUGGAGUCAUGCUUGGCAACUCGAUGGAAUACGCGGUGGCAACAUACGCAUUAUUCAAACUCGGUGCCAUUUUGGUCCCCCUCAAUCCGUCAUUCAAUGCCACACAAGUAAUCGCCGCACUGGGUCAUCUCGAAUCGAGUCACCUUAUUAUAAGCACAGAGUCAAAUCUUCCGCGAAAAGAACCUCGAAGCAACAUUCCCUUGCUCCAGGAACUCAUUACGGAUCUUUCCAACUCGAAGUUAGAAUCUGCUUUGGUCCCCUCAUUGAAGCAGGUCAUUCUUGUUGAUAAUUCCGAAGGCCGCGUGGAUAUAUCUUCUUACAAAAGCAUAACGCCGUACACAUCCAUUAUGUCCCAGAUCGCAGCAGAUGGUCGCCCAAUUCCUCCUCAAGGUCUUUCACCAUAUGAUAUCGUGAAUAUCCAGUUUACAUCAGGGACAACAGCGAUGCCAAAGGCAGCUUGCCUCAGCCACCACUCUAUUUUGAACAACGGCUCUCAGAUUGGUGACCGCAUGCUUCUCACCCCAAAUGACAUUGUGUGCUGCCCACCACCACUGUUCCAUUGCUUCGGAUGUAUAUUGGGAUACAUGGCUACAGCAACACACGGCUCAGCCAUCGUUUUCCCAAGUGAAUCCUUCAAUGCACGUGCUGCAUUGAACGCAGUUCAAGAAGAAAAAUGCACAGCCUUGUACGGGGUACCAACGAUGUUCCUCGAAGAGCUUAGUCUGAUUGAGAAAGGAGAGGUCUCUCAAGAGGGAUUCCAGCAUCUUCGGACCGGUAUCGCUGCUGGAAGUAGCAUCCCUGCUGAAUUAAUGAAGAAGCUACACAGAGUGCUGAACCUCACCGAGUUGACAAUUUGCUAUGGAAUGACCGAGACCAGCCCCGUGUCGGCCAUGACGACCACAGAUGAUCCUAUUGACAAGCGAAUCACCUCUGUGGGAAAACUCAUGCCGCAUGUUGAGGCCAAGAUCGUGAAUCCUGGAGAUCACCUAAGUACCCAGCCUAUCGAGACUCGGGGCGAGUUGGUUGUUAGCGGUUACUUGCUCAUGAAGGAGUAUUGGGGCGAUCCAGAGAAAACAGUAGAGGUCAUGGUUCCGGACGAGGCUGGGAAAGUAUGGAUGCAUACCGGCGACGAAGCUUCCAUGUCGGCAGAUGGAUAUAUCACCAUCACUGGCCGGAUAAAAGAUCUUAUCAUCCGUGGUGGCGAGAACAUACACCCUCUAGAGAUCGAAAACUGUUUGCUUGCCAACUCCGAUGUGGCCGAUGUAUCGGUUGUUGGUGUUCCCGAUGCGCGAUAUGGUGAGGCUGUGGCUGCCUUUGUGAUUGCUCGUGAUCAUAGCAUCAACAAAAUUGGGGUCGAGGAUAUACAGCAAUGGGUGCGUGAUAAGCUCAGUAAUCAUCUCGUUCCGAAGUAUGUCUUCUUCUUGGGUCCUUUAGAGCCUUUCCCUAAGACGGCAAGUGGUAAGAUCCAGAAAUUCAAGCUCAGGCAGAAGGCUCUUGAGCUUCUGGCCUACAAGGCGGCAAAUGCAUAG